Molecule: messenger RNA, 4450 nt
Organism: Linum trigynum
Lineage: Eukaryota; Viridiplantae; Streptophyta; Magnoliopsida; Malpighiales; Linaceae
Source: the annotation of a GenBank genome assembly
GGAACAACUUAACAACUAAUGACUCCACUAAUGAUAAUAAUCAAAUAAAUAAAAUUAAACUAAACUAGUAUCCGAUCAUCUUCUUCAUAAGUUGGUUUUCAGCAGUAGAGGAAGCGCCACGUACUCGAACAACAAAUCAUUGACCCCAUCAUUGAUGAUCUUUAUUUAUGCUAGAGCAUCAUCAUAAUAUGUCUUAGAGAAGCUGAACUAGACCAGCUUGAUCAUCUUAAAUUGAGGAUACAUAGCUAAAACGUAACCAAACUGCAAUCUUUGAUAUAUUUCUCGAUCUUAUCAUGCAGUCCUUUGAUGAAGUUGUUGAUGAAGGAUCACCAUUAGCAGCAAGUCGAGAGAGCUCGACUUGAAUCUUCUAGGCUUCAUGGAAGAAAGUGAUUACAAUUGGGUUCAUUGAGGACGAGAGAAGGUUAUUAGCUGCAUCCACUAGAUAUUUCAGGGUUGAGCAAAUUAAAUCUUUUUUAACUUGCUUACCACCCAAUAUUAAUAGUACUUCCUUGUAGUGAGGCUCAAAGGUAUGCAAGCAUAAAAAUACGCCUUUCAAUUCUGAAGCAGCUAGAAGCAUUUCCCACAUUGUGUUCCACUGAGCCUGGUCGUGGUGUCAGAGGUUUUGUCCGUUGGGAGUGUUGAUGCUAUUUGAGCACAAGAAACUCUCCUUGCAGUACGAGGAACGAAGGAGAAGCAGAAGAGGAUUUUAUUUAAUCCGGAAAAAUGCAGACUGUUCCAAGUAUUAAGGUCUUCGCCAUCCGUUUUCCAGCAAUCUCGUCGGAGGGUUUUUUAUUCCGGUUCUCGUUGGAAUCUGUUAAUGUCACGUCCUCCAGUUUUUGUGGAGCUUUGGCCGUUGUGCCAAUCACGCGCAAUUGGCGCGAUUCCCCCAUUGCUACCCGCCUGAUUGUUAAUCGACGGUUGCACUGGCAUCUUUUAUCUAUCCCCAAUGUUCCUUGUUGCUGUGCUGAAGUUAUCACCACUUUGCAAGACGGUUUCAUGGCGGUUCUCAUCUGGGGUGGUUAUUUUUUCAUCGUUAUCGCCUGCGACUGGGUUUUAUUUAAUCACUUCUUUCGUUAUCUUCGUCUGUAUGACGCUCUUUCCCCCAUUUUCCCCUUCUAUGCGAUUAUGGCUUCCUCUAGUACUAAACACACUGCUGCUGACUUGGUGGUUCGUGUUUCAGGGGUUGACAAUUCGGCGGCCGAGGAACGUAAAAAACUGAGUUUGGUUGCUCAUAUUUUUUAUCCCAAUCCUCCAAAUCGACUGGUCAUUCAGAAGAUCCUCACUCGACUCUGGGGGUUGUCUGUCUCUCUUUUGGUGUAUGACGCUGGGCACGGCCUUUAUCAAUUUUUGUUUGCGGCUGUUGCGGAUCGGAAAAGGGUCCUGGACAAUCAACCAUGGCCUUUCAAGAAAUUUCUGAUGCAUGUCCUGCCGUGGGAAACUCCCUCUCUGGAGCUGUUCAACCGCAUGACGUUUAUGCCAUUAUGGAUUCAACUCCGUAGUCAUUCCAAAGCCUGGCAUGACAACUGUACUCCGAAGUUCGGGCACGAACUAGUGGCUCCAUUGGGUGAUGUUCAGGAAGUUGGGCUCUAUGGAACUCGGACAGAUGCAGGCUUUUUCCUGAAGGCAAAGGUCUCCAUUGACGUCACCAAGCCAUUCUGGGGACGAGUGCAGGCGGUCCUGGACGACGGCGCUCGUUUUUUGGUAUAUCUGUGCUACGAGCGCCUCCCUCCUGUCUGCUUCCGCUGUGGAUUGUUUGGUCACGGCCAGGCUACUUGCCCUCAUCGUGACACUCUUCCUUAUAACUCGGGGGCACGGGGACGGUGGAUGUCGGCUAACCCAGAGGGUACCCGACUUGAUGCUACCACUAUGCGGCCAGCCAAUUUCUAUCGUGAGGCUGCCUGGCGUGCGGCAGAUGCCAUUCCCCCAUUGGAAUCCAGUUUGGAGGAUUUACAUCUCACCAUCACUCCUAAGACGGAGAUCCUUCUGGCCCUGCCCGCUACUGGUCCUACUUCGGCAGGCUAUUCCCAUCGCAUUCCAGGAGGGAACUCACCUGGCUCAGCAGGCUCUACCACUAUCUCGUCACCAUGUGCGAAUCCUUGUAUUCCUUCACCACCGAGACUAACCGAGAAGGCUCGAGGUAAGCAACCGAUGGUGGAAGUUGACCCACCACUACCACCUCGGAAGCUUAAGUCUUUUCGUAUAGGACUCUCUGAAGAGGAUCUACUUGUUGAUCGCAAACGCACUUCACUGGAGGCGGAAUUGGUCACUACGCAGCCGCCGAUUGGGAAGAAAGCACGUCGAGUGUUGGAGUUUUCGGAUGCUGUUCAAGAGGCUUGUGAUUAUCUCACGGAGGCUUUUGGUCUGUUGCUACUGGAUUUUCCUGGGGUCAAAUAUGAUCCGGUCCUGGACAUUAUGGAUCAACCUCGUCAAGAGUUGAAUGAGGUCAUUCUUGGUCCAACUAUCUUGCCGUUGGGCCCAUUCCCACCAAUGCUACCUGCUCCAUCUUGGGAUGUCAAUGAGACUAUGGCAAUUGUCCCUGCUACUACCAAAUUGGAAGGCCUGGAGCUGCUCGAGCCCUCUUCUCCUCAGUCGGGCGGUUCUGCCUCUGUUGCUGUCGUGGAUCCGCCAAAGGAGACUGCUGCGGUUGAGUCGCUUACCCCUGAAGACAUUGAUCCUAUCACUGCUCCUGUGGUGGAGGUGACCAGCCCGGAUUGGUCACCGAUCAUUAAGUGACGCUUUUGAGUUGGAAUUGUCAAGGGUUGGGAGGUACCUUGACAUUCCGUGAACUCCAACGUGUUAUUCGUAGUAAUAAAUCUAUGUUUGUUUUCUUAAGUGAAGUUAAGGUAUCUAUGUCUAGGUGUGAAAAUAUUAUUUCGCGGUUGGGAUUUAGAAAUCCUUGUAUUGUACCCCCUAGCGCGACGUCGGGAGGGGGUUUAGCUUUUAUGUGGCACUCUACUAUGCGGGUCACUAUUCUUGAUAGCUCGCCCACGUUUAUUGCAUUUAGGUGGGAUGUUUCUCUAAAUAAAAGUGUGGUUCUUGUUGGUGUGUACUUAUCUUGCGAUCUUGUAAUUCAUAUUACGCAAAUUCAGGCUUUGUUUACUUUCUUACGUUCUUUAAACCUCCCAUAUAUAUUAUUUGGUGAUUUUAAUACUAUUUUGUCGAGUAAUGAAAAAAGGGCAGCGAGCGUUUUGACUCCAGGUCUGCUACUCCUCUUCGCGAUUUUAUUGAUGACUUUGGUUUACUAGACAUAGGCUUCCAUGGGCAUCCUUUUAUGGCUCCAAUCAUGGUACGGGGACCUCUCUAAUUGAAACAAGGCUGGAUAGAUUUCUUUUUUCGGCGGAGGCAGUCAAUUUUUUUCCUGAUUCCAUUAUCUUGCAUUUGUCGGACAUGGGAUCCGAUCACCGUAUGAUUUUAUGGCGAUGUCGUCGGCGGGCUGUGAAGCACAAGAAACUCUUCCGUUUUGACAAUCGUUGGACUAAUAAUCCGGAGGCUCGUCUUAUUAUCGACUAUUAUUGGAACAUUCCUGUUUCGGGAUCCCCUAUGUACUGCCUUCAUAUCAAACUAAAACGUGUGCGUCAUGCUCUUUUUCAAUGGACGUUGGGUGGAUGUUCGAACUCUCGUCGGCAAAUUCAUGAUCUUACCCAAGCUAUUCGUAUGCAACGGGCGAUGUUGAUUCGGAAUUGGGACUACAUUCGAUUGUUGGAACGAGAUCUUACCAUUGCUUGGGAGCAAGACGAGGCUUAUUGGCAACAACGAUCGCGUGUUAACUGGUUGCAGGGUGGGGACCGAAAUACUAAUUAUUUCCAUAGGGUCACUCAAACCCGUCGUGCUCGAAACUUUGUGUCCUCUCUUCGCACUCCUACUGGUACAAUUGUUGACGAUGAGCAAGAAAAGGGCGUGGUCUCGGUAACGCACUUCUCGACCCUAUUUACUUCGGAAACUUCUCCUGCUGACUUUAAUUUUGCAGUGGAUAUUUUGCCCUUGUGGCCCAAAGUCACGCCUGCUAUGAAUGAGGCUCUACUUGCACCAGUUCUUAAUUCUGAAAUUCGACAUACUUUAUUCCAGAUUGGCUCUUCCAAGGCUCCGGGUUCAGACGGGUUCACGGCUCUGUUUUUCCAACACUUUUGGGACUUAGUUGGUUGCGACGUAUGCGCGGCGGUGAAAUCCUUUUUCCGUACUGGGCAUUUGUUACAAUUCUUUAAUCAUACCUGGCUUACUCUAAUUCCAAAGGUGCCUCAAGUGGAAACAUGUGCGCAGUUGCGGCCUAUUGGUUUGUGCCAAGUAUUCUACAAACUUAUUUCCAAAAUCAUCGCUACUCGUCUUGGCAAGUGUUACCUCAAGUUAUCUCCACCUAUCAAAAUGGCUUCGUAAAGGAUCGCUCGAUUGUUGAUAAUGUCAUUCUUAGUCAAGAAGUUAUGACGUACCUACGUAAUAAAAGUACUGGCUAUGA